GAGAGGCAGCUACCAGUCACCUGGAGUGUGAGUUCCGGAGGGACUCGAUCAGGCGCUGCUUCUGCUGUUGGAGGCUGGUGAGGCCACCGGGGGACCCAGCUGCGGAGGAGGAGGCGCUCUUGGUCAGGGGAAAGAGCCAGCUCAUCCUCCACGGGUCCCCGGGCCCGAGGCCCUAGAAGGCUCUGGCCUGUUUCUCCCAGCCGCUCAGCCAGGCGGUUCUCCAGCGACAGUGGAGGAGCGGGCAGGGACGCCCCGGCCCCAGUGCUGGGGAGUUGUCUUCUCUAAGCAAGCCCGGCCAGGGGUCCUCGGGGCCUGAGGAGCAUGCUCUGACUGCGGGCAGCUGGAGAGAGGGAACUCGGCGCCCGGGACCGGUAGUCCUACCUUCACCGCCCUGACGCCCGACCAGCCAGUUAGGCUGCGUGACUGCCCAGCUCUCCGCCACCCCAGCCUCCGUCAACUGCGUGCCCCGCCCCCUUCUGCGUGUCACGUCAUCAUCUGGCGCUCCUGCCCGGACGUGAGAAGCGACGGCGCAGCGCGGUGCAGCGCAGCUCCGGCUCCCCUUUCCCCCUUGCCGGGCGAGAGGUGUCUAUGGGGCACCCGCUGCCGCCGCCGCUACCGCCACCGCCGCCGCCGGGUGCUGUCUCUAUGGCGAGGAGGAAGAGGAGGAGCGCGAGCUCAGCGACACAAGUACACAAAUAAAGGAUAAAGUAUUUUAUGAAACAAAUCUUCAAUCAAGUGUAACAUUUUGAUGCUUGGCAGCUAGACCCCUUGUGCCCUCACUAUGCCAGCAGCAACUGUAGACCAUAGCCAAAGAAUUUGUGAAGUUUGGGCUUGCAACCUGGAUGAAGAGAUGAAGAAAAUUCGUCAAGUUAUCCGAAAAUAUAAUUACGUUGCCAUGGACACCGAGUUUCCAGGUGUGGUUGCAAGACCCAUUGGAGAAUUCAGGAGUAAUGCCGACUAUCAGUACCAACUAUUGCGGUGUAAUGUAGACUUGUUAAAGAUAAUUCAGCUAGGACUGACAUUUAUGAAUGAGCAAGGAGAAUACCCUCCAGGAACUUCAACUUGGCAGUUUAAUUUUAAAUUUAAUUUGACGGAGGACAUGUAUGCCCAAGACUCUAUAGAGCUACUGACAACAUCUGGUAUCCAGUUUAAAAAACAUGAGGAGGAAGGAAUUGAAACCCAGUACUUUGCAGAACUUCUUAUGACUUCAGGAGUAGUCCUCUGUGAAGGGGUCAAAUGGUUAUCAUUUCAUAGUGGUUAUGACUUUGGCUACUUAAUCAAAAUCCUGACCAACUCUAACUUGCCUGAAGAAGAACUUGACUUCUUUGAGAUCCUUCGAUUGUUUUUUCCCGUCAUUUAUGAUGUGAAGUACCUCAUGAAGAGCUGCAAAAAUCUCAAAGGUGGUCUACAGGAAGUCGCUGAACAGUUAGAGCUGGAACGGAUAGGACCACAACAUCAGGCAGGAUCUGACUCAUUGCUCACAGGAAUGGCCUUUUUCAAAAUGAGAGAAAUGUUCUUUGAAGAUCAUAUUGAUGAUGCCAAAUAUUGUGGUCAUUUGUAUGGCCUUGGUUCUGGUUCAUCCUAUGUACAGAAUGGCACAGGGAAUGCAUAUGAAGAGGAAGCCAACAAGCAGUCAUGACAUGAAAUAGUUCUUUUUAUUUUAUUUGAGCAACACACAUGCUUGUAUAUAGGUUUUAUCUCUGGUUUAAUCCCUUGAACAAUAGACAUUACUUUUUUUUUUCAUAGUUCAUUUUAUUUUCUGCCUUUCAGUACUAAGUAUGACCAUUCCUAUCUCAGAUCUUAAUAAAUAGAAAAGCAUUCAGGUUAAAUCUGGCCUUAAUAUACUUGUUAGUAGGCGUGUGUGACAGAGUGGGGAAAGCUACAUCAUAUUGAAUACUUUGAUAAACUUUACCUACUUGAGCUUGGUUUGUUUUUUCCCUUUCUGAAAUUAACUAGCACUGACUGUAAUUUAUUUCCCUGUUUCAUGUCUCCCUUCCAUUCUGCAGGAGUUUUAGCUAUUUGAAAUUGUGGACCAUCAAUUUUGCACUUUAGAGAGUGAUUCUGACUCAAAUCCUCUGUUUUAUCAGCAAUUUUGGUUUUCUUGCUCUUAGCUGGAAAAAUGACCAUCUGCCAACUCUAUACAGUAUUUGUUUUUGACCCACGGAAUAUAGCACAUGCAUUGUGCAAAUGGUUGAUUCAGCAAGACUACAAAAAAAAAAAAAAAAAAAAAAGACAAAA
Messenger RNA from Sus scrofa (pig), 2238 nucleotides. It is a transcript of the gene CNOT7, whose product is annotated as CCR4-NOT transcription complex subunit 7. The record is from RefSeq and is a predicted model, not a curated record. Gene Ontology annotation, molecular function: nucleic acid binding; poly(A)-specific ribonuclease activity. Gene Ontology annotation, cellular component: CCR4-NOT complex. NCBI's taxonomy places the organism in Eukaryota, Metazoa, Chordata, Mammalia, Artiodactyla, Suidae.